GGCCGUCAAGCCAUGUUUGAUUGAGAGACGUUGAUUUUAAAUCUGUAGUAGACAUGCCGCGUAGGCUUCUUUCAGGCUCCUUCCUACCGGUGCAACGGAAGAGAGAGAGAGAGACCGAGGUUGCUGACGCAACAUUGGAAAGAGCAGAGCGGCUUGUGCCGGGCAACAUCCGGGUGCUUGUGCAGUUUGAAACAACCGCUUGAAACAAGGUGGGGGGGUGGGAUUCCGCCUCAGCCAAUCCUGAGGUGAGCUUAGCCUCCUGUGCGGUGGGACAGAGAAGCUCAAUCUGCACAGCGACCAACUGAGAGCAUCAGAGCAACAGAGCCCGACCAAUAGAAAACCUCUUUACAAGGGAGAGCUGUUCUCUCAAGCUUUCAACACAAGCCCGUUUCUAUGGAGAUCAGGGACAGACGAUAGGACAAACUUAUCUGUCAUUCGCCCUCCGCCGCAGCUCCCCGCCAAUAGGAGGCCGGCAUUCCCCACCGAACGUUGCAUCUUCCCGCCCCCUCGGCCGUGAUUGAGGAGAGCCAAUGGGCGGCGGGCUCGGAGCAGGCGCUCGCUUUUUUGAAUUGGGGUGUUGUGCGGCCGGGCUUGAAGGGUGGAUUUUGCUGGAGCGGAGAGACGGGUGGCUGCGCUGUUGAAGGGAAAUGUCCUUUUGAUCAUGGCUGAGAACAGUACAUUCAUGUCUGAUAUAGGGAGGAGUCUUUUGGCAGAUUCUUCUAUUCUUGACUCGAAAGUUGCAGAAACUUCCAAAGAGAACAUAUUCACAGGACCUACUUCAGAUGGUGAAGAGGAAAUGCCCCAGAUUGAAACCAGGGUGGUUCUAGUUCAAGAAGCUGCUAAAUAUGAGGAACUCCUGAAAGCUUUAGAGACCAUUAAGAUAAUGGAAGUUCCAGUUAUAAAGAUAAAGGAAACUAUUCCUGGUAAAUCGGAGGAGAAACUAAUUAAAAGUAUUGUGCAUAUGGAAAUUAAGGUGCCUUACAUAAAGACAGAAUCAUUGAAAGCAUAUGAGGACUCUGACUCACUAGAAUUUGAGACCAUCUUUGUGAUAGCAGACUUCCAGGAUUCCAUUUUUAAUGACUUGUACAAGGCUGACUGCAGAGUUCUUGGGCCGCCAAUAGUAAUGCACUGUGCUAGAAAAGGCGAGCCUCUGCCUUUCUCAUGUCGUCCACUGUACUGUGCCAGUAUGCUGAAUCUUGUAUUAUGCUUCACAGGAUUCAGAAAGAAAGAAGAAUUGGUUAAGCUGGUGACUUUGGUUCAUCAUAUGGGAGGGAUCAUUCGGAGGGAUUUCAGUUCAAAGGUUACACAUCUGGUGGCCAGUUCUACACAAGGAGACAAAUUCAGAGUUGCUGUGAGUCUAGGAACCCCAAUUAUGAAAGCAGAGUGGAUUUUUAAGGCAUGGGAGAGAAGAGAUGAAAUUGACUUCUGUGCUGCUAAUGAGGAAUUCAGGAAAGAAUUCAAAGUUCCUCCAUUUCAGGAUUGCUUGUUGAGUUUCCUUGGGUUCUCUGAUGAAGAGAAGAAGAAUAUGGAAGAAAUGACAGAAAUGCAAGGUGGACAACAUUUACCUGUUGGUGACACAAGGUGCACUCAUCUAAUAGUUGAAGAAAAUACAGUAAAAGACCUCCCAUUUGAGCCAUCUCAAAACCUCUAUGUUGUAAAGCAGGAGUGGUUUUGGGGAAGCAUACAGAUGGAUGCCAGAGCUGGAGAAUCUAUGUACUUGUUUGAAAAGCCGGACAGUCCUGAACUCAAAAAAUCUGUCUCGCAACUCUCUCUGAGUACUCCAAACAGCAACCGAAAGAGACGUCGCUUAAAGGAGACCCUUGCUCAGUUGACGAGGGAGACAGAUAUGUCUCCCUUCCCACCUCGGAAACGGCCAUCAGCUGAACAUUCCCUUUCUAUGGGAUCCUUCCUUGAUAUUUCCAACACGCCAGAAUCAAAUGCAGCUAACGGAGGGGACAGGACAGAAUUGAGGAAUACGAAUACUGAUAGACAGAGAGGCAACUUUCGUUUCAAUAAAUUUAGUCGGAUGAGGAGGAAAACAUGCAGACUCCCCAGUUGUAUUCCUCUGGAUAAUGUUGCUCCUCAGUGUUGUAUAAACUCUUUAGAAAGCCUACAGAAAACCAUCAAGGCAGCUGUCAGUAAGCCAUCUGAAAGUCUAGUUAAUGGAGCAUCUCAAGGAAGGACAGUAAUGAAUCUUCAAAAAUAUGUUCUUUUUCCAAUGGAAAGCAAAGAAGCUUCUGUAAGCCUCUGUUCCCUUUCAGCUCUGAAAUACAAUAUUGCCUUAUGUGAUCAUCAUCUAGGUAGAUACGUAUCAAGACCACCACAAGAUGGUGAUGAGUCGGCUUCCUUAACAUUUCCAGAUCAAGAUUACCAUUUAGGCCAUGCAGAACUUGAUUUAGAGUGUGAUUCAUGUACUAAAAGGGCAAUUUCAAAAUACCGAUUGGAUCAGAUCCUGGAACCUGACUUCCAAAACAAACUACAUUUCUUCCAUGAAGUAGAGAGAUGUAGAUGUGGUCAUGUUGAAAGUAAGUCGGCUAUGACUUGUGCAAAUGUUAGUGCUGAAACGCAGCAAGUGAUCUGUGAGAGAAGCAGCCAGGAACAAGGCAGUAAGGAGAGGUGUACCUUUGAUGAUGGGACACCAAUUAAUGAAAUUAAUAGUUGGACAGCAGGCCCUGAACCAAUCUUGGAUUUAAACUCAGGUGCCAAUUUCAUUUGUACUAAUGCUGUGCUGAUAACAGAAACUCCUAAAUCAUGUACAAAGCCAUCCAAAAACUCAACUCCUCUUCCUCCAAAGCAGUCUGCAAGAUGGCAAGUUGCAAAGGAGUUGUAUCAGACGGAGAGCAACUAUGUAGACAUCCUGACAACUAUAAUUCAGGUCUUUCAGGUCCCUUUGGAGAAGGAAGGACAGCUUGGAGGCCCCAUUCUUGCACCAGAAGAAAUUAAAACCAUAUUUGGCAGUAUUCCCGAUAUCCUUGAUGUACACAUUAAAAUAAAGGAGGACCUUGAAGAUCUUAUGAUAAACUGGGCAGAAAGCAAAAGCAUCGGUGAUGUCAUCCUUAAAUAUUCAAAAGACUUGCUGAAAACCUACCCACCUUUUGUGAACUUCUUUGAAAUGAGCAAGGAAACUAUUACCAAGUGUGAAAAACAGAAGCCUAGGUUUCAUGCUUUCUUAAAGAUAAAUCAAGCUAAACCAGAGUGUGGCCGCCAGAGUCUGGCAGAACUCCUCAUCCGACCUGUUCAGAGGCUGCCUAGUGUUGCUCUUCUCCUAAAUGACAUUAAGAAACACACAGUGGAAGACAAUCCUGACAAGGCAACUCUAGAGAGAGCCAUUGAAUCUCUAAAGGAAGUGAUGACGCAUAUUAAUGAAGAUAAAAGGAAAACUGAAGCCCAAAGGCAGAUUUUUGAUGUUGUUUAUGAAGUAGAUGGCUGUCCUGCCAAUCUCCUGUCAUCUCACCGAAGUCUAAUUCAGCGCCUGGAAACAGUGGCACUUGGUGAUGACCUCUGUGACCGAGGGGAGCAGGUCACUCUGUUCCUUUUUAAUGACUGCCUGGAGAUUGCAAGGAAGCGGCACAAAGUCAUUGGUGCUUUCAAGAGUCCACAUGGCCAUACCAGGCCACCAGCAUCUCUCAAGCACAUCAUCCUCAUGCCCCUGUCUCAGAUCAAGAAAGUCCUCGACAUCCGAGAGACAGAAGACUGCCACAAAGCAUUUGCAUUGGUUGUGCGGCCCCCAACGGAGCAGACCAACUUGCUGUUCAGCUUCCAGAUAACUAUUGAGGAGCCUGCCAAAGAGGACUGGUUGAAGAUGCUGUGUCGACAUGUAGCGAACACUAUAUGCAAAGCAGAUGCUGAAAAUCUUAUUUAUGCUACUGAUCCUGAUUCUAUUGAAGUAAACACAAAAGACAUGGAUAGUACAUUGAGUAGGGCAUCCCGGGCCAUAAAGAAAACAUCUAAAAAGGUCACACGCGCAUUCUCUUUUUCCAAGACACCAAAGAGAGCACUUCGAAGAGCUUUGAUGGCACAUAACAGUGUUGACGAAAAGAAUUUUUGCACAAGUGAAAGUUACUGGGGGGGGCGCAUGUGUAGCAGUUCAUCACUAGCGAUGACUCGCUCCUCUUCUACAUACAGCUUAACUGGAUCAAUUAAACACUUUAUUAGUGUGCAACGUUCCAACUCUAUUGAUGGGAGCUCCCAAAGCGCUAGGCCCCGACCUGUGACCUGCAAUUCCCAUGGUCUGGAAGGGCGAAUUACUUCUAGCUCUGAAACUUUAGACGGCCACUCCCUGGCCAAUCCUUGCUUGGUCAUCACUGCCAAUAGUGGUGAAGUGAGUGAUGACCGGAACGCUGCCUAAAGGCAUCCACUCACCCUCCUUGGUCAGCCUGCCGUCUGUGUUUGAAAAGAGGAGCCAUACUUUAAGUCGAUCGACGACUCACUUAAUAUGAAAUGAGCAGAAACUGGAGUUGCAAUUUAACAUUAUGGCCGACAAAAAUGGUUUCGCUAUUGAAGCAACCACUUACUGACAUGAAUGGUGGUACUUAGCUUGCCCUUAGUGGCAAUUAGUUAGCUUUUAGAUUACACUAAGUUAAUCUCCAAGAAUUGUCUGGUCUUGUCUACAAGACGAGUAAUAGACUGGGUAUUAGUUUGGACAUAACUCAUUUCUUUGCACAAAUGACCCUGCUGACAUAAUGGAAGUAUUCUGCUCAGUGUAAAAAAUUCCUUAGCCUUUAUGAAUAAAAUGGUAUUGGAACUGAAUAUUGAAAUUUAGAGGUUGCUCAAUGAUGCUCCCACUGGCUGAAGAUGAUGGAUCUUGUGUUUAAAAUAAGCUGUGUUCAACUUAACUAGUGCAUGGACCAAUAACUGGAGUGAAAUAAAUUAUUUCACAUUUAGACAACAAACCUUAUUUUAUAGGCUAUCCAAAUGAUGUAGGUUUGUAGGAGCCUGGAUAUACUUUAGGCAUGGUGACAGUGCAUUGGUGGUGGUGACAGUGGAAAUAUGCAACACUUUCUCCAGCUUUUCAUUUGGUCCAACCUUGUUUAAUUGCUAGAAAUAACUUUUGCUCAACAAUAUAGUAAACUGCCUGAAGUGGAAGCCUCUGGAAAAAAAAUCACUGUGCUACAUAAUUUUAUUUAUAAACUUUGAACGGAGACCAUUUUUAAAAAGCUAUCUGCAAAAACUAGUGAAACACAUUUUUAUACAGGCUAUUCAUGCACAGAUUUUGAUAUGAAGAUGAAAAUGUAGAUCUGACUUCAAUAUCUACAGCUGCUAUUUUUUAUUCAUAAGUUUUCAUAUAAAACUGAUUCGCUAUAUUUUCCUAUAUUUCUGGUUUUUCCUCUACAACACAUUUUUUUAGAAUAAUAAAGUUUUCAGAAUAUAUUCCUGCGCUCACUUUAGAAAUUGUUUCUGCACAUAAUAAACUGUUUUUUUGCUACCAGUAUUUGGGAGUAGGGGUGGGUAGGACCCACAAGCCUCUUUAGUCACAGAUUUCUACUACCUUGUAAGUGUAAGUUGUUAUGUUCCUUAUUUUUUGUGUAUUUUUAAUUCUAUACUGGUAGAAAUUUUGUAAAUAAACUGAACUGUUGAUAUUG
This is a messenger RNA of Hemicordylus capensis (graceful crag lizard), 5582 nucleotides long. RefSeq names its product epithelial cell transforming 2 (gene ECT2). Gene Ontology annotation, cellular component: cell cortex; nucleus. The record is from RefSeq and is a predicted model, not a curated record. Gene Ontology annotation, biological process: regulation of cytokinesis, actomyosin contractile ring assembly; intracellular signal transduction; mitotic cytokinesis. Bases 662 to 4348 code for a protein of 1228 amino acids. The transcript has 27 exons. Gene Ontology annotation, molecular function: guanyl-nucleotide exchange factor activity; GTPase activator activity. Lineage: Eukaryota; Metazoa; Chordata; Lepidosauria; Squamata; Cordylidae.